Molecule: messenger RNA, 2965 nt
Organism: Drosophila subpulchrella
Lineage: Eukaryota; Metazoa; Arthropoda; Insecta; Diptera; Drosophilidae
Gene: Mob2
Product: MOB kinase activator-like 2
Exons: 5
Coding region: 402-2513 (703 amino acids)
Biological process (GO): positive regulation of protein phosphorylation; signal transduction
Cellular component (GO): cytoplasm; nucleus
Molecular function (GO): protein kinase activator activity
Source: RefSeq, a predicted model, not a curated record
CCGCUUGGUCGCUCGAGCGGUCGCAGGUCGUCGAUGGUUGGACUGAUUGUUGUUGUCGCCGCGUCAUUAUUUGACAUUGUUAUUCGAGGCGCCGCCGUCGGUAGCAACCUCACAUCGCAUCGCGUCGCAGUUAAAAGCAGCAGCAGCAACAUUUGCAACAUCGCUUGCCCCGUGAAAUGCUAUGCUAGAUUGUGAAAUUAAAUUGAAUACAAAUCAAAACUGAGUUCCCUAAAGGGGCACAAAUAAGAAAGUUUGCCUCAAACAAGAGUGAAAGAUGGAAAAAAACGAACUGAAUAAAAUUAAAAUGUGUGCAAAAUCAGUUAGCAGCGAUAUAAGCAUCAGCAACAACAAAUGAGUGAAUUAUAGUGACAAAUUCAAAAAGCCAAAAGUGACAGUGAAUAAUGUUGAGAGCGCCCACACAGCACAUCGUGCAACUCGGCUUCGGAACGAAGACAGCAGCAACAGCAACAUCGACAGCGGCAGCAGCAACACCCAGCGGCAAGCAGCAACAUCAGCGCAAGACGCUGUUGCAACGCUUCCGGCAGCAGCAACACAAGCUGCCCAAAGUCACGGCAGAGGAGCCGCAAGAUACAGAAUACUAUUUCAAGCAGCAGAAGCAAUCUGCUUCCUAUCAGCAAGGUGACAAUUGUUUGCUAUUUCUGACGGCCACAAACCCCGAGCAAUUGCCGAAGAAACCGAAGAAAAAGAAGGAGCCGAGCAGCUACAACUUUGCGGCGGCUCUCAGGCGCAACAAGAAGCCAAAGCCAGCGGCAACAUCCACGGACGACGACGACAGUUGUCGCAGCAUCAACAGCAACAGCAGCAACAGCGGCAGCAGCAACAGUUUGUCUAAUAGUUGCAUUAACAAUCAUAACAACAACAGCGGCACUCAUUAUAGAAACAGUAAAAACACCAGACACACCAGUAGUGGCAACAACAACGACUACAUCGGUAAUUACAAUUGCAAAACAAGUGAACAACAAGCGUGGAAAGCAGCAACACAGCAGCAACAGCAGCAGCAGCAUCAACUGCUCAUUAGCAGGCCAAGCGAUCGGAAUUAUCCCAGCAGCAACAUCAGCAGCAGCAGCAGCAACAACCACAGUGGUGGCCAUAUCAUCAUGUCACCCACUUCGCAGGCGCCCACCCGAACAUCCCUCUUCGAUUCCUGUCAUCGAAAGAUCCGCCUGAUCGGCGGCGGUCCCGUCGCCUUCUUGGGCGGAUUGGUUGCCAAGGCCCGUCGCAAGGAACGCGAUGGCGAUCAAAAUUCAACAGACACCAAAUUGUAUUUGGAGGAAAGUGUCCUAGAACGUAAAUUACCUGAAGCUGAUCUCAAAGCCUUAGUGGAUCUUCCAGCUGGUUUGGACUACAAUGAAUGGCUAGCGUCACACACCCUCGCUCUAUUUGAGCACGUGAACUUGGUUUAUGGAACUAUUAGUGAAUUUUGUACACAAUCCGGCUGCGCCGACAUGACCGGACCCGGCAACAGAACGUACUUAUGGUUCGACGAGAAGGGCAAGAAGACGCGCGUCGCAGCUCCACAGUACAUCGACUAUGUGAUGACGUUCACCCAGAAGACGGUCAGCGAUGAGUCGAUAUUCCCAACCAAAUACGCCAACGAGUUCCCCGGCUCGUUUGAGUCGAUCGCGCGGAAGAUACUACGCUUGCAAUUUCAUGUGAUAGCGCAUCUGUAUGCGGCGCAUUUCCGAGAAAUCGCGCUGCUCGGCUUGCACACCCAUCUAAAUCUGACGUUCGCGCACCUCACCGCCCUCCACAGGCGCUUCAACCUGAUCGACGAGAAGGAGACCGAUGUGCUGCGCGACCUUGAGGUGGCCCUGCGCCUCACCGACGACACCACUGGUGGAUGUCAGGAUGCCACCUCCUCCUCGUCGUCGGUCCACGAGCACUCCUCUGGCGACCUGCAGCACCAGCAGCUACAGCAGCAGCAGCAGCAUCAGCAGCAACACCACAACAGCAGCAGCAACAGCACCUCCUCGGCGGAGGCGUUGCACGUCAAUUCACAAAGCAACAAUGGCAGCACAUCCGCCUCGGCGUCGGUAUCCCUCAUCGAUGGCGAUGCGGUGGCGCCGCCAAUCUGCACGCAACCGGAGGCGGGAGCGGGCUGCAAGCCGGCGGGCAGCAGCGGACUGCUGGGCGGCAUACUGGGCGAUCUGACCAGCGGCGAAUUUGGUGAUACAACGCGUUACUGCACAUCGGCGGUUCCUCAGGCGGCGGCGGCGGCGGCUGACACUGCUGCCUUGAACAACGGCGCUGGCGCGGGCGCACUACAUUUAAACUUUAGCAACAAUAAUAACAAUAAUCAUAAUCUGAAUCACUUGAACCAUCACCACCAUCAUCACCAUGGCCACCAUGGCCACCAUCAUGCGGCGCAGCAGCAACAGCAGCAGCAGCACAGUGGGCUCAUUCAGUGCAACGCAGCAGGCGGUGGUGGCAAUGGGACUGGGGUAGCCACCGGCGGAGCCACUGCAGCAGCGUCCUCAACCACCACGGCAUAGGUGGAGCAGUAGUAGCUACGAAAGGAGCAACAGCAGCAGCAACAGCAACAACAAAAAACAUUAGAAAUACUAGAUUUACGCAAAAAUGUUAUUUAAUGUUACUUCUAUGAUCCUAAAGUUGAAAAUAUUGUAAAAAUAAUAAAAAAAAAAGAGAAAACAUUAAAAUGCAAAUACAGCUAAUUGCGAAACAAGAAGCAGACAUUGCAUAAAUGACACACAAGCUACAAAAUUAUUGAACAGCUAAUCGAAGUUGGCAUCGUAGUUCCGUAACGUUGAUUUAGAUAUGUACUUAUUGUAUAGAAAGACAGAGAAAGAGCUGCAAGCAUAGAGUUUAGAGUUGUCGCGUGCUUAUGCUUUACACGUAUUUUAACCUUCCUCUUCUACAACAAAUAAAAUGUCCUGACUGAAGCCUGAGUGCAAAUGCAAAGUCAACGCCUUCAAGGCAACCAUAA